Acinonyx jubatus (cheetah) is the source of this 5933-nucleotide messenger RNA. RefSeq names its product cellular repressor of E1A stimulated genes 2 (gene CREG2). The transcript has 4 exons. Lineage: Eukaryota; Metazoa; Chordata; Mammalia; Carnivora; Felidae. Bases 55 to 903 code for a protein of 282 amino acids. The record is from RefSeq and is a predicted model, not a curated record.
CGCUGCCGCCCGCGCGCUCCAGGCUGUCCCCGCGGCAGGGCGCGCCGCUGCAAGAUGUCCGUGCGCCGCGGCCAGCGGCCCGCGAGGCCGGUCACCCGCCUCUCCUGGCUGCUGUGCUGCAGCGCCCUGCUGUCCCCGGCCGCGGGCUACGUGAUCGUGAGCUCGGUGUCUUGGGCCGUCACCAACGAAGUGGACGAGGAGCUGGACAGCGCCUCCACCGAGGAGGCGCUGCCCGCGCUGCUGGAGGACUCGGGCAGCAUCUGGCAGCGCAGCUUCCCGGCCUCGGCUCACAAGGAGGACGCGCACCUGCCGCCCCCGGCCGGCGCCGCCCGCUCCAGGCCGCCCCCCGCGCCGCCCGGGAUGUUCUCCUACCGGCGGGAGAGCGGCCCGAGAGUGCGCCCCAGCACCGCCCGCUUCCUGGCCCACGCCAGCGCCUGGGGCUGUCUGGCCACCGUGUCCGCCCACGAGAAGAUCCCAGGACUGCCAUUUGGAAACUGCCUGCCCAUCAGCGACGGCCCCUUGAACAACAGCACUGGGAUUCCUUUCUUCUAUGUGACACCCAAGGACCCUGCAGUGGCCGAUCUGAUGAAGAACCCCAUGGCCUCCCUCCUGCUGCCAGAAUCUGAAGGAGAGUUCUGCAGAAAAAAUAUCGUCGACCCGGAAGACCCCCGAUGUGCCCGGUUGACGCUCACUGGCCAGAUGACUGCAGUGUCUCCAGAAGAAGUAGAAUUUGCCAAGCAAGCCAUGUUUUCAAGACACCCAGUUCUGAGGAAGUGGCCUCGUCAGUAUGAGUGGUUCUUUAUGAAGAUGAAGAUAGAACAUAUCUGGCUUCAGAAAUGGUAUGGUGGAGUAUCCGACAUUUCAAGGGAGGAAUACUUCAAGGCAGUUCCAAGAAAGGCCUGAUGCAGUAAGAGGAAAGCGCUCGGUGUUUGCGUGAAAUGAAAAUCUUUUAAGUGCUGCUGCCGACGGCGACUGACUGCUGACUCUUCGUGGCCAGGGUUCGCAGCAGCCCUCUCAUCCUCACAGCAGAACGAGAGAGGGUGGCCAGGGAACCCUGUGCCAGACUGGAUAUUAAAGUGGUCAUUUGCAAACUCCCAAUCCACACAGGUACUCACAUAUAUAGCCUUUGUUCAUAUCGUAUUCACACCCGUCUCACCGACUUGAGAAACAUUGUUGGUUGUCAAAGUGACACGUUGAGACAGUUGCCGUUCCAUUCCUUAGGACAAAAAAAAAAAAAAAAAGGUAUGUGCAAUGUGAUUGCACUGUAUUGUGAGAGUGUUUUUGUUGCUUGCUGUGCCCAAAGCAGUCUUGAUUCGAAACUCACUGCAACCAUGAAGGAACUAAGUGCAUCACACGGUCAGUCUUGAGUUUGGGGUGAGCAUGCAGGACUGUUUGUCUCCGGAUUAUCCAUCGCCAUGUACUGAACUGCAGGUGCACUAUGAAGUCACAUUUGCUAGAAUGUAUCAGUUACUUAUGAAGCUUUGGUCGCGCUGUAACAUGAUAAUGGCAUGAGAACAGAGUCUUGUGCGCAGCCCUAUCUGUGUAAACAGGCCAUGGGAAUAUACUAAUGAGGUGGGACAGCCUCAGCAACAAGCUCUCCAGACCCCCACUGCUAGUGCUUCUGACAGAGGGUUCCCUUCUCUCAGGCAUGAGGUGUGGCAACCAAAAUAAGAAGCGUCUCAUUCUGUGGUAUGUGGAGAGGAGAGGGGAGAGGCUGAAGAGGGGAAGGAAACAGGACAAAGUGUAAGAAGAGGAAGCAAAGAAGUCAGUAAUUGAAGGCACACUCCCUGCCCAGCUUUAGACCAGGCCCUUGGCAAGAUCAUCUCAUUUAAGCCUUAUAACCAGUGAGAGUCACAUCAUCAUUACUACUUACAGAUGAGAAAACUGAGGCUCAGAGAGGCUAGGUCCAUGCCCCAAGACCUGACUCCAGAACUCACUGCGCACAAUGGAUAGAGUGGUACUUAGAUCGUUUCCAAUCUUGAGAAAAAGACAAGAGAGUUACUGAAAUGCACAGGUGCUCAUUGAAUCGGCAAAAUCAGUAUAGUGAUGACUAGCCUGCCUGUGAUGAUUUGUCACUGUUAACUACCAAAACAAACAAAAAUUCGUCUCUGAAAUUUGGUUGUUACUACAGAUUUAAAAUGUUUCUACAAAUUAUGUGCAGGAGCUCCUGGUUUUUCAAGAAACUACAUUGUACCUGAGUACACAUCUAAGGCCUCUAAGGACCUAUGUGUAUAUAUCCAAGACCUCUUAUAUUGAAGUCUAUAAAGCAUCAAGCAGUACCCCAUUUUCUGUCUUUUCAUAAUGGCCAUAAACCCUCUCUGGUGGGUUAGGUACAUCGUAUAACAUAAAAACGCAACACUAUAUAUAGGAAAUAUACAUUUUUAAAAUAAGUAAAAAUGUUAUUAAUGAUCAUAUUUUUGUUUAAAAAAUUAAGACAUGAACAGAGUUUGAGACGUCAAAAUAUUUUUAAGUGCCUUUUACUAAAAGCAUAGUAAGAUGCACAGAAGUCUUUAUUUGUCAAAAGUCAAUUCUCAGAAGAGUUCCUAGCAAUUUCUAAUAUAUAAGAAUAAGGUAAUUUUGAUGGUAUUUCAUACUUCUGAGUUUAAAAUUACUGCUAUCACCAAUUUAGAGGUAAGAGGGGACAACUGGAAGGACAUACCACAUACUCCAUAAGUCAACCUCACACCUUAAUUCUUUGAGCAUCACUACCUCCUGGUUCUGUCUUAUGAAUAAUAUUCCUAUGCUAAGUUUGCUUUUAUAAGCAGUUUCCACUUAGCUCAUUAAAGGCCUCUCUGUUGCUUCAAGGGACUUUGUAGUGUGGGUGCCAUUUAUAACCACUGAUGAAUGUUAUCAGUUAUUUAUCCAAAUUAUAGGAAAUGAACUCUAGACAGGUUGGAUGAUAAGAAAAGUGUUGAAAAUGCACUUGUUUGAGAAUGAUGGGCCUCAUUCAGGCCAGUGAAUUUUAGCAAAUCUCCAGACAUUUACACUGAUAAAAAUGUUUAAGGCUGUACCAGAAGUUCUACACAUGGCAAUAAAGCAAGAAAAAGAAAUUAAAUGCAUAUGAUUGGAAAGAAAGAAAUAAAAAUAUCUCUGUUUACAUAUGACAUGAUAGAAAAUUCCAAAGAAUCUGUUAAAAAGAAAAGAAAAGAAAGAACUCGUGGGUUCAGCAAGAUUUCAGGAUAUGAGAUCAGCACACAAAAUAUAAUCAUAUUUCUAAAUAUUAAAGAUGAACAAAGUGGAAACAAAAAUUAAAAGCAUAAUAUCAUUUAUAAUCACUCUGAAGAAAAUAAAUACUUAGGUAUAAAUUUAUCAAAACAUGUAUAAGAUCUAAAUGCUGAAAAUUAAAAGAUACUAAUGAAAGAAAUCAAAGAUCUAAAUAAAUGAAGAGAUAUACCAUGUUCAUGGAUUGGGAGACACAAAAUAGCAAGGAUGUCAGUUCUCCCCAUAUUUUUCUAUAGAUUUAAUCCAAUUUCUAUCAAAAUCUCAGCAAAGUUUGUAGACAUAUUCAAGUUUAUUCUAAGAGUUCCAAGACAUAGGCCUUGGAAUAACUAAAACAAUCUUGUAAAAGAAAAAUAAGUAGGAGAAAUCACUCUAUUCAAUAUAAAAACUUAUUAUGUAGCUAUAGUAAUCAAGAUAGUAUGGUAUUUAUUGAUGGAGGCACAGACACAUACAUCAAUAGAACAGGAUAGAAAAUCUAGAAAUAGAUCCACACAAAUAUACUCAGUUGGGUAUACUCCCUCUUCAAUGGAGGGAGAAUAGUCUUUUCAGUAAAUGUGUUAGAGCAAUGGGAUAUCCACAGGCAAAUAACCUCAACCUACCUGUCACACCUUGUAUAAAAAUUAACUCAAAAUGGAUCAUAAUUCUAAACAUAAAAUGUAAAACUAUAAAAUUUUUUUUUUAAAUAGAAAAUCAUAGGGACCUAGGGUUAAGCAAAGAGUAUUUUCACACCAAAAAGCAUAAUCCAUAAAGGAAAGUUGGAUAAAUUGCCCUACAUCAAAAUUUUAAACUUUUGCUCUGAAAAAGACCAUGUUAAGGGAAUGAAAAGACAGGCUACAUACAGACUGAGAGAAAAAUAUUUGCAAGUCCAUUUCCAACAAAGGACUGGUAUCUAGAAUAUAUGGAGAACUCACAAAAACUCAACAGUGUUUUUUAAAAAUCCAAUUAAAAAAUGGAGAACAUAUACAGACUUUUCACUGAAGAAGAUGUACAAAUGGCAAAUAAGCCCAUGAAAAGAUACUCAAUAUCGCUAAUCAUUAGGGAACUGCAAAUUAAAACCACAAUGAGAUACCACUAAGCACCCAUCAAAAUUGCUAAAAAUGUAACAACACCAAAUAAUAGUAAGGAUGCAAAGAAACUGGAUCAGUCUUAUAUAGCUGAGGGGAAUGAAAAUGGAACAGCCACUCUGAAAAACCAUUUGGCAGUUUCUUAUAAAACUAAACAUGCAGCUGCCACACCACUCAGCAAUUGCACUGUUGGGCAUUUGUCCCAGAGAGGUGAAAACGUAUGUUCACACAAAAACUUGUACGUGAAUAUACAUAGCAGCUUUAUUCAUAAUAUUCAAAAACUGUAAACAACCAGAUGUCCUUUAAUGGGUGGCUGGUGAAACAUAUGAUACAUCCGUGCCAUGGAAUACUACUCAGCAAUAAAAAUAAUUUCUCAUACAAGCAACAGCUUGGAUGAAUCUCCAGAGUAUUAUGCUGAGUGAAAAAGUCAAUCCCACAAGGUUACAUACUGUAGAAUUCCAUGUAUACAACAUUUUGAAAUGCAAAAUUCUAGAAAUAGAGAACAGAUUAGAGUUUGCUAGGGAGGAGGGUGGAGAAGGAGAGAGGUGGGUAACACACAGGAUCCUUGGGAUGGAACAUUCUAUAUCUUGACUAUACCAGUAUGAAAAUCCUGGUUGUGAUAUGGUAUAGUUUUGCAAGAUAUUACCAUUGGGAGAAGCUGGGUAAAAGGCAGACAGGAUCUCUUCGUAUUAUUUCUUACAACUGCAUGUGAAUCUACAAUUUCUGCAAUUAUCUCAGAGUAAAAAGUCUAAUACAAAUAAAAUUGAUGGCUUAGCUUACUUAAUAAGGCAUUUAUGCUACAUCUUGUUAGUCCCCAAUGAAAUGAAGAACUGAGCCAUGUGCCAAAAUCUAACAGAACAGACAACAUUAGUUUACUUUUGUCAACCAUCAACCUAUGCAUUUGUGAAAGUGAUAGAAGAUUUAAGUUUUCUAAAUGUAUUCAAUUUAACACUGAAUACAAAUUAAUAAGAAUUCAACAAAUCUCUGUAUUGGUUUUACAUGGGACACUUAGAAGGGGACAAUAUCUUCAAGUUUCUGACAUAAGCAUGUUGAGUAAGCUAUAGGUGCAUAUAGGAAUCCAAGUCUCCACAUACUGAUUCUCCACUGAUAUUUAUAACAAAGAACUAUAUUUCCAUGAAUCUUCCUGAAAUAUUCUUAAAUAUUCUGGGAAAGUAUUCUUCUUCUGUUUCUGUGAAUAGCUAUCCUGAUCCCGUUUAUUUACAGUGAUUGUACAAAUCUAUGAUGGUGACACAGAGAGUAUAAUUCUGAUGUUACUUGCUUCAGUAUACCUUGUAUAUGUUGAUUAAUUAUAAAAGAGUUAUUCUUUGGUUGAAAUGUAUUUCUACAAUUUUUCCAGAAAAUCUGUAUUUCAUUUUCAAUAAUUUAGCCAUCAAAUUCUGUUCUGAAAAUAAAACUUCUCUGGAAUAAUUUAUUGAUGCAUAUUUGAUUGCUAUAACAGCAAUUAUAAAACUUGAAUUAUAACAAAGCUAUGGUUUGUCUAUGUUAUGUGAUGCAUGUGGAGUGUGAAAUCUAUUUUCAACACUAGAUAUGUCUAUUUAACCAAAGACUAUUUCAUUCUUGACAUGAUUCUCGUGCUCAAUUAAAUAAAAUUAUGAUAUUUAUGUACAGUCCUUUCAUAUAAUAUUGCAA